UCGUUUUCCCUGUCCUACUCAUGGCCCUGGUUUCGUGCCUUCCCCUGGAUUGCGCCUGAGUCAUUCUCGUUUUACGUGCAACAUGUUCGGGAAUUGGGGCAUUGCCUGUUGGGUCAGGGCCCAGCCAAUCAGCCAACUUCAGACAGAAAGUCCUGGCAGGAAGUAAAAGUGAAACACAGCCUGUUUACCAGAGAGAGAGAGAGAGAGAGAGAGAUCACAAUCAUAAUCACAGUCACAGUCAUCCUCCUUGAUUUCGUCUCCAACUUGGGGAGGCUGCGACUCGGGCGAUGAACACCCCAGUGGUCUGUCAGCUUGCAGCUCCCAGCAGCUGCUUGGCACUGGGGUAGACAUGGAAAGGGUGCAACUGGGAGGUGGAGAACUUAAAAGAAAGAAAGAAUGAAUAAACAAUGAAUUUCCCUAAUCUGUCUUCAGACACCAGCCGCUCCAGUAGCCUCCGAGCCAAGGCUUCAUGUGGACACAUCACAGAGCCCCUGAGCCUAAAAGCCUGGGCCAAGGCUCGAAUAGACACAGGAAUCUGGUCUUUUCCAUGUCAGAGCUGCAAGAAGGAGUUGGUCUGGCAGGAGGUGUGUAAACUGGGACUCUUCACUGGAGAGGAGAAGGAAUGUUACGAGAAAAAACUGGUGGAACUAACCAAAGAUGACACUGCAUCGUUCAAAAAGUGUCCUGACUGCAAUUUCCUUGUGCAGCGUUUGGAUCUGGAGCGUCUGUGUGUGGAGUGUCUGUUCUGUUCCAAUGCAAGAGGGAAGCUCUACCAGUUCUGCUGGGAUUGUAUGAGAGAGUGGAAAAACCCAGACCCUCUCAGCCCUGACUGCGGUAACAAAUCCUGCAACAUCACAGCAACACUGCUCUCCUGCCCGCUCAUUGAUGCCCCCCAUAUUGAGGUACACCAGUGCCCUGUAGUUCGGGCAUGUCCCAACUGUGAGACCCUGGUCUCUCACUGUCAAGAGGGCUGUCCACAAGUCGUGUGUCCCAACUGUUUUAAUGAAUUCUGUUAUCGCUGUCUUGGUAUUGAAGAAUGUAACCAUGCAGAAUUUGUGGAACUGAGUGAUGACGAUGACACCACUUACAAGGAUCUUGAUGAUUUCUCUCUAUGUAUUAGAGCUGGAAGACAGAAAAUUACUGGCAGAAAGAACUAUAAAAUUCAUCCAACCUACCAACUGGACGACUAGGUGACAGAUAAUGAUGUAGGAGGCAACAAUGACCAGCAUUUCAUCUAACCUUGCUGGCACAGCAGCCUUCAUAUAAGGAGUGAGACACUCCAUCUCCCAGUGAUGGUCAAGGCACAAAGGAAGCUAUGGUCAAUACAGCUUUAACAUGAACUCAAUCCCCUUCACAAACAUCAGCAACCUGAUCCUAAAGAACAAGUGAUGGAAAUGACAAAAAAAAAUCAUUUAUUUAUCAGGGCUCUCAAAUUUAACAUGCAUAGAAAUGAUAUUUGAAGUGCAACUUUUGUUAUGAGAUAGUCUGAUAAUCUAUUUCUCUGCAUCCUACUUAUAGGUGUCCUACUUAAUCUAUAUCAGAAUCUCUUACACUUUCAACAGCUUUACAAUGUCCUGUGGUCUCUGUGCUCUUGUGAAAUACCAGUGGGAUGAGAUGAGGAGAAAUUUCUUCACUCAAAGGGUUGUGAAUCUUUGGAAUUCUCUAUGUCAGGAGGUUCUGGAUGCGCCAUUGUUGAAUACAUUUAAGACUGGGAUAGACAGAUUUUUGGGGUCUCGGGGAAUUCAGGGAUAUGAGAGCAGGUGGGAAAGUGAGGUUGUUCUGAAUGGUGGAGUUGGCUUGACAGGCUACUCCUGGUCCUAUUCCUUGUGUUCCUGUAUUCUUAAGUAGUACAAUAAAGUCAACAUAUAAAUACAAA
Messenger RNA from Carcharodon carcharias (great white shark), 1876 nucleotides. RefSeq lists its product as uncharacterized. The transcript is spliced from 4 exons. Lineage: Eukaryota; Metazoa; Chordata; Chondrichthyes; Lamniformes; Lamnidae. Bases 408 to 1190 code for a protein of 260 amino acids. The record is from RefSeq and is a predicted model, not a curated record.